Molecule: messenger RNA, 389 nt
Organism: Eurytemora carolleeae
Lineage: Eukaryota; Metazoa; Arthropoda; Copepoda; Calanoida; Temoridae
Gene: BORCS7
Exons: 4
Coding region: 2-343 (113 amino acids)
Cellular component (GO): BORC complex
Source: RefSeq, a predicted model, not a curated record
AAUGAAUGUUUCAGAUGUAAAUAUUAUGGCAUCAGCCUCAAGCACAAGUGCUAAGAUUUUAUUCCAGGAUUCAAAACAGAAGCUUUCAGAGCGUGUCCAGGCUAAUAUUACAAGUGUUGGUUCCCUAGUUCGACAAUUACAGAAAGGAUCCAGAUCUAACGAUAUCCUUGGACAGACAGUUAGAAACUUCUCUGCAGCUGAAGUAUCCAUCAAUAACACCUCACAACAGCUUGACCGUAUUUCCGUGCUGACCGCACAGCUCGGAGAACAACAAGAACGGGUUCAAAUAUCCACGGACAAGAUCAGUCAAGUAAGGGAGCAGGUCCUUGAUAUGCAAAGAUAGUGCAUAGAGGUUAAAAACAAAUUCCAAACCGGUGGAGAAGAAAUAA